Messenger RNA from Salvelinus sp. IW2-2015, 1981 nucleotides. Its product is annotated as phosphatidylinositol N-acetylglucosaminyltransferase subunit A. Gene Ontology annotation, molecular function: phosphatidylinositol N-acetylglucosaminyltransferase activity. NCBI's taxonomy places the organism in Eukaryota, Metazoa, Chordata, Actinopteri, Salmoniformes, Salmonidae. The record is from RefSeq and is a predicted model, not a curated record. Gene Ontology annotation, cellular component: glycosylphosphatidylinositol-N-acetylglucosaminyltransferase (GPI-GnT) complex. Gene Ontology annotation, biological process: GPI anchor biosynthetic process.
GAAAGAGAGGAGGACGGCAUUGGCGUUUCUCUACAAGUAGGGUGCAUUGUUGCUCUACAUGUGAAACGUCUGUAUGAGUGACGCACACAACCACAGCACUCCACCACCAUGGGCCAGCGAAGGAGGGGGGUGGCUGCAUCUCCUGGGGGCCCCCAAGCAAACAGACACCCUGACGGGCUCACAGUAGCUCCCCAGGCCCCAACCAGGAAACACAACAUUUGCAUGGUGUCAGACUUCUUCUACCCCAACAUGGGAGGGGUGGAGAGCCACAUCUAUCAACUAUCCCAGUGUCUGAUCGAGAAGGGCCACAAGGUGGUGAUCGCCACCCACACCUACGGCUGCAGGAAGGGGGUCCGCUACCUGACCAACGGGCUCAAGGUCUACUACCUGCCCCUGCAGGUGAUGUACAACCAGUCCACCGUCACCACCUGCUUCCACAGCCUGCCACUACUGCGCUGUGUGUUCGUCAGGGAGCGCAUCACCGUGGUGCACGCCCACAGCUCCUUCUCCGCCAUGGGACACGAUGCACUGUUCCACGCCAAGACCAUGGGCCUCAACACGGUGUUCACUGACCACUCCCUCUUCGGUUUUGCUGACGUCAGCUCGGUGCUGACCAAUAAGCUGCUGACUGUAUCUCUGUGCGACACCAAUCACAUUGUGUGCGUGUCAUACACCAGUAAGGAGAACACAGUGCUCAGGGCAGGGCUUGACCCCGAGAUUGUUUCUGUCAUCCCCAAUGCUGUCGACCCCAGAGACUUCACCCCCGACCCCUCCCAACGGCAUGACGACAGGAUCACCAUCGUUGUGAUCAGCCGUCUCGUCUACCGCAAAGGAAUAGAUCUUCUGGGAAGGAUCAUCCCAGAGCUCUGUCUGAAACAUCCAGAUCUACAUUUUCUGAUUGGUGGAGAGGGACCUAAGAGAAUCGUGUUGGAGGAAGUGAGAGAGAAAUACCAACUACACGACAGGGUGCAUCUCCUGGGGGCCCUGGAGCAUAAGGAUGUGCGUGGGGUGUUGGUCCAGGGACAUAUCUUCCUCAACACCUCCCUGACUGAGGCCUUCUGCAUGGCCAUAGUGGAGGGAGCCAGCUGUGGACUACAGGUGGUAAGUACGCGUGUUGGAGGGAUCCCAGAGGUUCUGCCUGAGCAUCUGAUCACCCUGUGCGAGCCCACCGUGCAUUCUCUGUGUGCCGGCCUGGAGAGUGUCAUCGCUAGGCAACUAUCGGGCCGCGUUGCCUCCCCCGCCACCAUCCACGCCCACGUCCGCACCCUGUACACCUGGAGGAACGUCGCAGAGAGAACAGAGAAGGUGUAUGACUGCGUCGCUGGGAAGGAGGUUCUUCCUCUGGAAAGACGGCUGCUCAGACUGAGGGCCCACUGUGGCCCCGUGGCAGGCUCCAUCUUUGCCCUCUUUGCUGUUCUCGACUUCCUCUUCCUGCUCCUCCUCCGCUGGCUCCUCCCAGACCGCCUCAUAGAUAUUGCCAUGGACGCCACGGGCCCUCAGGGGUUGUGGAGGCGGUGCUUGGUCGAUAGGAAAGGAACUCGCUCUAAAAGUGCCGUCUUGACAAAGGAGGAGUCAGGUGGUCACAAGACCAAGCUAUGAUCACAACUCCAAGCAGGCACAAAUCCUUAUCCUCAAUUGUUAUACAACUCCUGAAAAUACAGAUAUUUUUACAUUUUUUACUUGAUAACCGACCCCACUACCUUAUGACCUGUGGAGACUGACCACUCGUUGCAGAAUGUUUUAGGGGGAACCCGUGUGUUUACAAUAGGAUUGUUUUUUUGUUUUUUAAAAACUUUUUUUGUUUUCUUUUCCUCUAUAUAUUUAAUGUAUUAUUUCUUAAACUUUAUAUGAUCAAAAGGAUCAAUACUUUGUAGUUAUGUUUCUUUUGUAAUGUUAUUUCUUUAAAUUCUUCUGAGUGGCAGCCCAAAUCAAAUCUAAUUUUAUUUGUCACAUGCGCAGAAUACAACCGGUGUAGACCUUA